Aethina tumida (small hive beetle) is the source of this 1411-nucleotide messenger RNA. RefSeq lists its product as uncharacterized. Gene Ontology annotation, molecular function: olfactory receptor activity; odorant binding. The transcript has 6 exons. Gene Ontology annotation, cellular component: plasma membrane. The record is from RefSeq and is a predicted model, not a curated record. Bases 1 to 1239 code for a protein of 412 amino acids. Lineage: Eukaryota; Metazoa; Arthropoda; Insecta; Coleoptera; Nitidulidae. Gene Ontology annotation, biological process: sensory perception of smell; detection of chemical stimulus involved in sensory perception of smell.
AUGACAAUUUUUGGUUACGAUGACAAUUUUUUUAUCCUCAGAAAUAAGAUUUAUACAAAAUUAGGAAUGCCCAAAAAAGAAAUGCCGAAACUGCAAUAUGUCUAUUGUAUCGGAACAUUUCUAUUGGCUUUAGCUUAUUAUUGUGGAGAGAUUGUAUUGAUGGCUGAGUAUUCGAACGAUUUGUCCCAAAUGCUCGGUUUCCUGCAGGCGUUUCUUACUCUAACAAUGGGUUUUUAUAAAUUCUUCAAUGUUGUAUUUCGAGAUAAAGAAAUAAAAGUGAUAAUGAAUCUUUUGCAAUUGGACAAAUUUAAAUACAAAUCAAUUAAGAAUUUUGAACCAUACAAAAAAUUUAAUGAAGGAAUAAAAAUUGCGAACAACUUGAAUUUGGUAUUAGUAACAGUUUAUUUUGGAGUUGGAUUCACUGCCCAUUUAAUGGCGGCAUUAGAAAUGCACCUAUCGAGUUAUGGAACAGUUAACGAUACUAGAACUUGUGUAGAGAUUUUUAUGUUCUCCACUUACAUACCAUUUAAACCAACCAGUUAUUUGGAGUGUCACUUUUUCUUUGCACUUGUAGAUUGCCAGUUAGCAAUUUUUUCGGUGUGGAUAUCAGCACAUGAUACAACUUAUAUUACGUUGUUGCAUUGUUUGAAAACACAAUUUUAUAUUCUGGGAGAAGCGAUUCAAACCAUAAGAGAAAGAACUUUGGAUAAAUUAGGUCUGCCUUUGGAUUUCGAAGUAUUCAGAGAUGAAGAUCAUUUGAAGUUAGAAAAAGAAAUGUACAAGGAGCUUCGUCGUUGUACCAAGCACUUAAUGCUUUUAAUUAGAGUUUAUAAUAAGCUGGAAAACGUAUUCUGUUAUGUUAUACUAGGACAGUCUAUGGUUACUUUAAUGGUACUUGCUUCUUCUCUUUACGCCAGCAGCCUUAUUCCCUUCGGAUCACCAGUGUUUUUCUCCCAAAUGGAAUAUUUAGUGGCUGUUUUAUGUCAAUUCGCAUUCUAUUGUUGGUUUGGAAAUGAAAUUGUUUUAGCUGGCGAAUUUGUUCAAGAUUCUAUGUUCCAAUGUGACUGGUUGAGUGCAAGCAUACGGUUCAAAAAAUGUUUGAUAAUAAAUCACGAACGAUUGAAAAAAUGUUUAUUUUUGACUAUUGGAAAGUUCACUACUUUAAAAUUAUCUACACUUAUUACUGUUGUACGAGCUUCGUUUUCAUACUUCUCAGUUUUUAAAAAUAUUGAAAAUUAAUUUUAACGGAAAGAUAUUUUCAUUUUUAGUCACUUAACGCGAUAAAUUCACACUUAAUUCAAUACAAAUAUAAUUAGUUCUUAAGCACCACUUGAUUGUCAAUAAAUUAACAAUCAAUUCAAUAUAAUUAUGUAUACUUAAAAUGAACAGUUAUUACAUUAUUAAAAUUAUA